Periophthalmus magnuspinnatus is the source of this 2865-nucleotide messenger RNA. RefSeq names its product 3'(2'), 5'-bisphosphate nucleotidase 2 (gene bpnt2). Gene Ontology annotation, molecular function: 3'-nucleotidase activity. The coding region runs from base 397 to 1425 and encodes 342 amino acids. Gene Ontology annotation, biological process: phosphatidylinositol phosphate biosynthetic process. The transcript is spliced from 8 exons. Gene Ontology annotation, cellular component: endomembrane system. The record is from RefSeq and is a predicted model, not a curated record. Lineage: Eukaryota; Metazoa; Chordata; Actinopteri; Gobiiformes; Gobiidae.
ACGUGUGUAAGGGGACGUAGCCGAGUGGAGUGUUGUCGAGUGUUGCGGGAAAAUGAACCAGAUCUGUGACUGCAGCGUUGCUUUUUCCCCGAGAUUUGACUGAUGUCAACUAUGCGAGCGAUCAAAUAAAUACAUCACUGAAGAUGAGAACUGCCCUUGCUUAUCGACAGGCUGUCCGUUUUUUUGUUGUUUUAGCUGACACGGAUCGGGGCUAACGCGGCUAACUCAGCAUUGCUUCCGUUUACAGCUGCAUUUUGCGUCUUUCCCAUUGACUUGAAAAAGUGAAAAGUGUCCGCCAGGUGAAGUGACAUCGCGUUACACUUUAGCCACGUCAGCCAGCGUUAUCUUGGAGCACCACUGUUCGGACUGACUGAACAGAGGUACUGUUGUGGGGCCAUGGCUCCGAUGGGUAUCCGCCUGUCGCCCCUCGGUGUGGCUGUCUUCUGUCUACUCGGGGUCGGUGUCCUCUACCACCUGUACUCUGGGGUCAUCUCCAACCGCCUGGCUGCGUUCAGACAAAGGAAAAAUGUUGAAUUGAGGGACCUGCUGGCUCUGUCAGUGGAGGCCGCAGUUCUAGGUGGCAAAGAGGUAAAGCGGGUGCAAGAGGAAAAUGGCCUGCAGGAAAAGUCCAAAGGCAAGACCAGAGAAGGGGCCAAUGACCCUCUUACAAUGGGAGACCUCGAGUCCCACAGGAAAAUGUACAAUAUUAUAAGAAAUACAUUUCCUGAAAUCACAGUGAACAGUGAGGAGCACGAUAAUGUUGUGGAUAAGUCCCUGUUAUGGAGCCGGACUAUUCCCAGUGAAAUGGCUGAAAAGAUAAAAGAUCAAAAUGAGGUCCCGGCCGAGAGCGUGACUGUGUGGAUCGACCCUUUGGACGCUACACAGGAGUACACAGAGAGUCUCCUGAAGUAUGUGACAACAAUGGUGUGUGUCGCUGUUGAUGGGAAACCUGUAAUUGGGGUUAUACACCAGCCUUUUAAUGACUUUACAGCGUGGGCUUUGGUUGGACAUGAAACAAACGUCCAUGCCCGAUCGUCUUACAGCAUCACACCUCCAGUAGUCGUCAUUUCACGGUCUCACUCUGGACAUGUGAACAACUAUGUCCAUAAAGCCUUUGGAAACAGCACCACAGUCGUACAAGCUGGUGGGGCAGGAUAUAAGGUGCUCUCGCUGUUGGACCUCCACAUGGGAGAGUCUAUGGCCCAGGCUGAUCUUUAUAUUCACAUCACCUUCAUAAAGAAGUGGGACAUCUGUGCAGGGGAUGCACUCCUCAGGGCCCUGGGAGGUCACAUGACCACUCUCAAAGGGGAAGAGAUCGACUACAGAGACACUCCUCUGAACAAGGGGGGGCUGGUCGCCAGUGUGGGAGUGGACCACAAGGCUGUAGUGGAGAAACUACCACCCUGGGACCCAGAGAAACACUGACACAUGCAUUGAGCUACUGAAGAAAUCUGAUGCAAAAUAAUGAAAGCAAUGUGCGGGACUGAAUAGACAAGAGUGUGAAGGCAAAAACCCACUGAUACAGUGGUACAGAUUUUCCUCAUUCAAAAACAAUGAUGAAGACAUUUGCAAGUGAGCAGCAGAUCUUCCAUCACCACUUCAUCAAAAGAGAAGAGGCACUUGAGGAGCACAAAAUGGACAUUACUAUGGAUUAUGGACUGUCUGGAGACAAGGACUAUGUCAAGGGUCACACUUUUUAGUUUUGACAGGUACAGAACUUUAUAACAAGUAAUUAAAAAUGGUUGUUACAGAUGCACUUCUGGCAUUAUUCAUUACACUGUAUUUCACUGUUGCACUAAAACCCUUCAGCUGAUGGCAGACAAACUAAAAACAGCUAUACUAAGACAUAGUAUUGGACUGUCUGAUUGUUCUUAAGCACAGCCAGUGGCAAAAUAUACAUCUUCACAUCCUUGUGAAUAAAAUAAAAAAAUGUUUACAUGUAUUUUAUAAUCCUUCAUGAUGCUAUCAAAGUAGUGAAAUACAGUCCUAAAUAUGUAAAAAAGAAACUCAAAUUGGUUUGUUUUAGCAUUUAACAGACAGCUAAAGUUAUCGUUUGCCAAAUUCAAGAGCAAACAGGGGGAACUAGAGGGGUCAUAUGCUGUAUUGUACCAAGCAAGCAGUAACAUAUUUUGAAGAAGCCAUUUUGUUAAAAGGACCUAUGAGGAUUCAUCUUUAAGAACCUUAAAUUUAAGUUCAUCAUUUGUUUAUUAAAGAUGUACUCUUCUACUCUAGUUCCUUCACUCACUGUUUAAAAUGAGCUCUUCUCAAUAAUAACUUGCAAAGGAACACAAUAAAAUAAGCUGUUUUUUCUGCUGUGAAAAAAGACACCAGCAACUGAAUAAAAAGAUCUGCACAAUUGUUUUUAGAAAGAUAAAUAUGAAGAUAUUUGUAAAAAGAAGGAAAUUGGCUAUUAGUUUUUGGUCUGUAGAAUCAAAUAUAUAACAGUGUAUAGCAUUUAACCUUGUUCUAAUGGGAUAAUAACAUACAAAAACAAAUAACAGUUGCUGACUUGAGUUGGAAUGCAUGGGUCAUCCAAUCUUAACAGAAGUCUAGUAAACUGGAUCUUGGGCAAGAUGCACUUGUGAUAAAUGCCAAUGAGUUGCAAGUUUACAUAGUAAAUCAUUACAAUGUUGAUAAUAGGCAGAAAAACAAAGCCUUGGGGAUACUGAACAUCUCAUAUGUAAGUUUGUCACUAUUGGCAACAAGAAUGGACCUUUUCUGCAGUAAAUUGAUACAAAAAACUGCAGAGAUAUUUUCAGUAGGGAUGGUCCAAUUGACUUUUGCAGUUGGUUUGACUCUUUGUACAACUGCUGUCUCAAUUUGCCUCCGCUGUGAAUUUAUAAUAAAAUGUUUUUGUGCAUGCAG